Baudoinia panamericana UAMH 10762 is the source of this 162-nucleotide messenger RNA. RefSeq lists its product as uncharacterized. The record is from RefSeq and is a predicted model, not a curated record. Bases 1 to 162 code for a protein of 53 amino acids. The transcript has a single exon. NCBI's taxonomy places the organism in Eukaryota, Fungi, Ascomycota, Dothideomycetes, Mycosphaerellales, Teratosphaeriaceae.
AUGGCUACACUCAUCAGCAAUAACCUCUGUCUGGUGAAGGAUGACGAUGGAGGUCCGGUAGGUUUCAAUUCACCAAUGCAUGCCUAUUCUCGAAGCCAUGACAAGCUGUCUGUGUUGAGAGUGCAGUCCGGAAGGCACACCGGUGUCUUCGUGCGUUGGUGA